CAACAAGUUAUCGAUACUUGCUUUAAAGAAAUAACUAGACAAAAACAAUCAAUGCAUAUACUGCAUAUUAUUUUUUUUCCAUCCGCUGUAUUUACAUUUUUUGCGCAACGUAGAUAGUUAAAAAUUUGAAAAAAAAAGAGUGCAAGUGCGUGGAAAUUAUAACAAUUAAACGGCACAUUAAUGAAGCACCGACGCAAACACCAGCUGAGCCAAAAAUAGGCGAAAAAGAGAAAAGGAAAAAGAAAAGAAAAAUAUUUGAUUGAAUUUGUUUUGUUUUCGUGCUGUGGCUGUUGCACCUGUACAAAGCCCUAAUUUAAUCGACUAUAUUCGUAGCCAAACUGCGAUCGUAGCUAGCGUCUGUGAGCUACAGGCGGCGGCGGCGGGUGGGAGGUGGUCGAAGAGUUUUCCGUUGUUGUUAUUGUUGUUGUUGUUGCUACUGCUGUUCAGCUUAUUGCAAUGGCAACAAUGGACGACAGCAGCAGCGGACGCACCUCGUUAGCAGAUAGCGCCAGUCUGGCAACAGCAUCACUGCAGAACGGCAGCUCAAGCCAAAAUAUUGAAAACGAUGGCCUUAUCCACGUCUACAACUAUCGCAAGGGCGACUACGAGACGUUCUCACCACCGCUCCACUGCGAGGAGAUAUGCACCAAAAUGUGCCGCCAUAUGGACAUAUUGCCCACGGCAGUAUUGCUGUUCGGCAUACGUGAGCAUAGCAACAACAACGACACACCCGCAGAUAAAGUAAAGCACAAAUGGCAGCUGCCAGGCGAGCUGCUCAAUUGCAAUGUCCGCUACUGUUUUCGUAUGCGUUUCCGUAUCCCAGAACUGGACAGACAACUGACGGUAAUCGAUGUGCACUGCCAUAAGUAUUUGUACCAUCAGAUGCGCUAUGAUAUGCUGCAUGAGGAGAUCACCGAGAUACGCUAUCCGGAGCACAAGGACAAGGUCAUGGGCCUCGCCGUUAUGGACAUGCUAAUCGAUAAGGAGGAACAGCAGCUCAGAUCCCAGGAUGUCGAAAAGGCAUACAAAAGCUAUUUGCCGCGCAGUCUGUGGCGUGCGCAUCGCAUCUUUGUGCGCUCCAAAAUACGCAGCACCUUUCGCCGCCUGAGCAACGAUCCGCCGAAUGUUGAUAGCCUCAAAUGGCAUUAUGUGCAUCAAAUUUGCCAUCUGGCGCCCACCUAUCUGACGGAACAGUUUAAGGCAACGGUCGAGUAUUUUCCCAACGAAUCGACAACGGAGCCGCCGACGCAUGGCAACGGCAGCAUCGGCAGUUCAACGCAUACGUCAACCGCAACGCUAGUCACCGGCUCCAAUACGACUCUCUCAACCACAAUUACUGGGCCGGGCAAUCAGCGCAACGACAGCGGCAGCGACACACACACUCUACGUGGCAGACAGCAUCCGUUGCAGCCAAGUCGACACAGAUCAUCACACCAGCAGCUGCCCAACUCGAUACCCGUCUAUGUGAGACUCUGGCACCACGACUCACCCGAACCGGGCUUGAAGGUGGCGCGCGUUACAUCCGAGGCCACUCUGAAGUGGAGUCUGGUGGCCGUUGUCGAGGACAUUUUCUCGCUGUACAAGGAAAGCGAACAGCUUGUGCGCUUGGAAAUCGUUGGCUUUCCCAAAGGUUAUCACAUGCGUUUCGAGGCGGAGCAUGAAAUGAACUCUUUCAUAUCAUAUUUGGGCAUUUACAUUAGAUUAACUGUGAAAUGGAUGCAGGACUUGUGUCCGUCCUAUAAGACACCCUCGCUAGAGGAAUUGGAUCGUUUAUACUGCCAUGGACCCAUCGGCGGUGGAUACUCGUUUAUGAAACUGCACGAUAAUGGCGACAAAUGCGGCAGUUAUAUAGUACGACAGUGCGAUCGAGAGUAUAACACAUAUUAUAUUGAUAUCAAUACAAGAAUCGUGGCGAAAAACAGCGAUCACGAACGCUGCCAAACGGAAACGUUUAAGAUUAUACGCAAGGAUAAACAAUGGAAGCUGGCAUACAAGAGCAACGAGCACUAUUUCGAUCAGCUAUCAGAGCUGGCGCAAUUUAUACACACCGAUAGCCCCGAUCGUAUACGAAUACCGGCUUCGAAAUACGAUAAGCCACCGCUACUGCUGCUCUGUUUGCCAAAAAAUUUGAAAACCAAAAAGACUGAAGCGGAAUUGAGUGAAGCGGAAUUACAGCGUCGUAAUCCGCAGAUAUUCAAUCCAAAAACUGACCUACAAUGGUACAGAGACUCGAUUAAUCACAGCGAUGAUGACAAGAUGUUCACAAUGCGCGGCGACUGGAUACAGCAGGGCUCGUUCAAGGAUGUGCCAGUCACAAUGAAAAUGUUAAAGUACGACGCGAACUUUGAGGAGUUCAUGCAGCUGGCUCAAACCUGGAGCUUGAUACAGUCGCCUCAGUUCAUAAAACUGUAUGGCCUAACCCUGUCUGUGCCAUAUACCAUGGUCAUGGAGUACUCGAAAUACGGACCACUAAAUAAGUUUUUGCAAAUGAAUCCGAACAUUAGCAUGUACUGCCUGCUGGACGUGAUGCAUGGCCUGGUUCGUGGCAUGCACUAUCUGGAGGAUAAUAAGAUUAUACACAGCUAUAUACGCUGUGCCAAUUUGUACGUUACCAAAUACAACUCCGAGAAGUAUGUACUCGAUGCCAAAAUCAGCGAUCCAGGCUAUCCGCGGCCGUACAAGCAAUCCGACUCACCUUGGAUACCGAUCAAGUACUACAACAACUUGGAGGGUGCCAAGCAGGAUUCUAGCACUCAGCUGUGGGCAUUUGCGACCACCAUCUACGAAAUAUUCUCGCGUGGCCAGCAGGCACUGGAUCAGCUGAAGCAGCGCGAUCUCAUACGCCAUCGAUCCAUUGAUGGUGGCAUACUGGCGCCACUAGAUCAGCGCCGGUGUCCGCCAGAAAUGUACAACACCAUUAUGGAUGGCUGGAGCGAUGAUCCGGACAAGCGAUUCAGUCAUCACGAUAUUUUCACUCGGCUGAAUACUGUCAAAAACCGCCUGCAACGCAACUACGAUGUGCCUGACACUGAAAUGGAGUCGUUCGACUACUCCGAUGGCUAUGGCUAUGGCAUGGCCAAUGGCCGACACCAUUCGCCCGACACGGACAGCCUGACGCUGUGCAAUGGAGCCGUUGGCUUAAGCAGUGAAUUCUUUGCCAAUUCGCAUGAUUUGCCGCUGGUAAUACAGUUGUACGACUGCAAGGUUAUCUAUUGUGAGAAACACAAAAUUGGCCAGGGACACUAUGGCACCGUUUACAGAGGCGAACUCGAAUAUCAUGACAAGGAUCGACCCAAGGAGCAGGUGGCCAUCAAGAAGCUCAAAACUGUGCAGGUCACCAAUGAUUUUCUGCGCGAAAUCGACAUCAUGCGCAAGCUAGACCAUCCAAAUGUAGUGAAGUUCAAAUAUUGGGCCGAAAAGUCGCUCAGCAUCAUAAUGGAGUACUUCGAAUUUGGCUCGUUCAUUGUGUACUUGAGUUCUCGAAAACCCAGUCUCACCAAUGCCCGCCUCCUAACCUUUGCCCUGGACAUAGCCCACGGCAUGAACUAUUUAUCUGGAAAGGGCCUAAUACAUCGAGACCUGGCAGCACGCAACAUUCUAGUCGAUCGUUCAUGUGUAAAAAUCUCAGAUUUUGGCCUGGCGCAGUUCGCCAAUGCCGAUGGCUACUAUUACGGCAUCAGCCAGCGGGAUAUACCAAUCAAAUGGUACUCGCCGGAAGCUAUUGAAACCUGCAAAUUCUCAUCGUAUUCAGAUGUUUGGAGCUACGGCGUAACGCUUUUCGAAAUGUUCUCACGUGGCGAAAUACCAAAUCUGUUACCGGGACAUGAUUUGACACAGGAAGAGUUCCUAAAUCGUCUGCGACAGGGAGAACGUUUACCUAAGCCGGAGCUAUGUUCGGACUUCGUUUACAAUGAGCUGAUGCGUCCUUGUUGGCAUGAGACGCCCAAAUCGCGUCCGUCAUUUCAACAAAUUAUACAAAUCAUAACACGUGAGACUGGCGACAAUAUUGCUUCUGCAACAGGCAAUCAGCAGCAACAGCAGCAACAGCAACAACAGCAACAGCAGCAGCAUCAACAGCAUCAGCAGCCGCAACAAUCACUCAACAGAAGUAUAACGUUAGAGAACGAAUGACAUGAAUCAUUAGCAGAAGCGGGCGAGCAGAUAAUAUAAACGGGCAUAUGAUCUAUAUAAAGAAAGUGCCCCAUUCUGGUCCAAAAAUCAUUAAAAGAUAUUGGAAAGGGUGUGUUCUAUAUGACAGCAGCAUUGAAAUUGCAUUGUUAAUGUUUUCUUUUAUCAUUAUAAGUUGUUAUUAUUUUUAUCUUAACUACUUUAACACACACAUACACCUACUACAUACACUCACACAUAGGCGUUUUUAAAACGUCGGACGCACGUGCUUUACAGCAACAAAGUUUCAUUUGAACUUAAGCUAUAUUAAUAUAUAUCAUCAUUAUAUAUAUAUAUUUAUAUAUAACGAUAUUUAUAUAUAUAUUCUGUAUUUUAGCACCAUUCACCCGCAUCGAAUGAUGUCUUUUCUUUUUCUUACAAUUUCCUUUCUAUUUCUCUGAGUAGCAAUCAUUCUACGAUUCUCAUUUUAGUUUGUUAAACAUUUAGACAAGAUUGUUAAAUUUUGCUUAGCUUGAUAUACAUAUAUAUAUAAUUAAAAUGUACAAAAGUGGAAUAUGCGCUGUAUGUGGGGCCCACUUAUAUAUGUUUCAAUCUAAUCAAGCAAAUAUAUAAAAACGUAUUUUAUGUAAAAUUUACUCAACAAAUAUCUGUGCACAUAUAGUUAAUGUAUAUGUUUAUGUAUAUUAUGUAUAAAAUAAACACAAAAA
This is a messenger RNA of Drosophila hydei, 4835 nucleotides long. RefSeq names its product tyrosine-protein kinase hopscotch (gene hop). Bases 457 to 4131 code for a protein of 1224 amino acids. NCBI's taxonomy places the organism in Eukaryota, Metazoa, Arthropoda, Insecta, Diptera, Drosophilidae. The record is from RefSeq and is a predicted model, not a curated record. The transcript is spliced from 10 exons. Gene Ontology annotation, biological process: cell differentiation; hemopoiesis; cell surface receptor signaling pathway via JAK-STAT. Gene Ontology annotation, molecular function: cytokine receptor binding; ATP binding; non-membrane spanning protein tyrosine kinase activity. Gene Ontology annotation, cellular component: cytosol; cytoskeleton.